Molecule: messenger RNA, 4160 nt
Organism: Siniperca chuatsi (mandarin fish)
Lineage: Eukaryota; Metazoa; Chordata; Actinopteri; Centrarchiformes; Sinipercidae
Gene: ark2n
Product: linkage group 18 C18orf25 homolog
Exons: 5
Coding region: 282-1589 (435 amino acids)
Biological process (GO): ubiquitin-dependent protein catabolic process
Molecular function (GO): ubiquitin protein ligase activity
Source: RefSeq, a predicted model, not a curated record
AAAAUAAACACACAGCUAGCUGCUAACGGCUAACAGGGCUCGCGAAGGUGCGAGCACACUGCGCCAAAACACGUUCAAAUUCUUCCAAGUUGUAAAGAACUGAAGUAUAUUUAGCAGUGCAUUGUUUGUGCAUCGUAAAUCAAAGAGGUUACAAAUUACCGAAGAUGUGGAAAAGUCUGACACUGGGAAAAGAAGAAUAUAACUAACGCCGCGCAGGUGAGCUCCUGUCCAGGCACAUUGGUCCAUGUUUGUUGGACCUUUGGGCUCUGGGCUUAACUAGCAUGAAGAUGGCUGAUUCAGAGAAGGCAGAGGAAUUUGUGGAUGCUGAGUGCCCCCUAGAGUGCCUUGAUGAAGCACAGUCAGCCACGGCUUCUGUUCAGGGAGAGCAGGAUGAGGUUCUGAAAACAGAGACCACCACCAGCACCAGCUCACCACCGAGGGAAAAGGAGGCAGACAGCCCCUUCCAUACAGAGGGCGAGCAGAGUCUCCUCUCCAUGCCAUGCCUGAUGAAGGAGCUCCGCCGAGACUCCCCAGAGUCCCAGCAUGCCUCUACUGGGAGUGACAAGCCUGUAUCUCAUCAUAUCUAUGAGAGUGACUCCUCAAACCCCUGCAUGCUCUCCCCCUCAUCCAGUGGCCACCUUGCCGACUCAGACACACUCUCCUCAGGGGAAGAAGGUGCUGCUCCUCCCGCAGGAGAAGAGGGCAACAUGGAAGCUUCAAAUGAUCCUGGCCAGGCAGCGGGAAGGCAAACAUCUGCCUCAGCUACAGGGGGGAGGAAGUCUCGGCGGUCACGUUCGGAAAGCGAGAUGCCUCCUAAUGCGAUGGUUGCAAAGAAAAACCGCUGCCAGCCCAUCAUGGUAGCAGCCGGAGGGCAGGAAAAACAAACCAAUGGCAAGCUGGCAAAAGUGAAAGGUCACCGGAGCCAGAAACAUAAGGAGCGAAUGCGUUUGCUGAGGCAAAAACGAGAAGCAGCAGCACGGAAGAAGUAUAACCUGCUGCAGGACAGCAGUACAAGUGACAGCGAGCUCACAUGUGACUCCAGCACCAGCUCUUCUGAGGACGAGGAUGAUGACACUUCAGGAGGUAGCAAGACAAUCAAGACAGAUAUUUCAGACGGGCUUCCAGUAGUGGGUCACUAUGAUAUUUCAGACACUGAUUCUAACCAGGAGAGUAUGAGUGUGGAGACAGUCCGGCCCACGGUGAUAAAGCAUGAGCUAAAAACACACAGAGGCCAGGAUAUGGCAGCUCACUCUGGGUGUAUAAGAGCUCUGAGCUCUAUCGCAGGCCACGUGGAGGCAGAGCUGUCGCACAAGGGAAGUUCUCAACACAACAAGGGCCAGAUUAACAUUGCUUCUUCCGACAGUGAGGUGGAAAUAGUUGGAGUGCAAGAGAAAGCACGAUGCGCCCACCCAUGCGGAGGAGUGAUAAAGAGUCUGUCCUCCUGGAAGGAAAACUCAGUGGAGCAGUUGAACAGCACAAAUCAACCACAGCUCUGGACUACUGUUUCCCCUCAGUCCAACUGGGUGUCCCCUCCUGAAGUGGUGGACCUCACACUCGACGAGGACGCCGGACACAAAUACCUACUUUAAACAACUUCUACACUGAAGACUCAUUAUUUCUUCCUCUCACUCCUCAUCAUCCCUCUUGCCUUGCCUCCAUGUUAUGGCUGAAAUCCUUCCUAUAGUUGCGGCCUCACCUGUAACCGCUCAUGGACUCUUCCUGCUCUAGAGCACUGUUUGUUUUUAACUUACUGUUAAACAAUCAUAUGUAUCAAAGCCAUUCUACUGACGUGAUUUCCUGAUCUUGGCUUGUCAGCUCUGAAUUUAGGUGUAAUAAAAUGCACAGCACACCAAGUGCAGGUGGAAAUUUAAGAGUGAUUUAUCUGUUAAUGAUAGCAAUAUCCUAUCUUCAUUUAAUACCUCAGUUACCCCUAUGAUAAUGGAUGUAGGUAGUCAUUUUGUGUUGUAUGCUUGCAAGCUGUAUAGGGAAAACUUCAAGUUGAUGCUUGAGAGCAGGUCAGUAUCACAACAUGGCUGUUGAUCUGCUUCACUACAGACUCUGAACGGCAUAUUUUCAGACUUGAUUUCAGAUUUGAUUUGGCAUUUUUAUCUGCAGUCACCUGCAGUCAAGACAAAAACGGCAGCUGGUACACUUUUUGUUGUAUGGUUAGACCAUAGAUUGAUGGCAAAGUUUGCUUUGGACCUGUCUAGGUCAAUUUUGUUUUCAAAAGUCUCACCACUGGUUUCACAUUUAUUCAGUCUGCAUUGAUAGCUUUGCUUUACUAUACUGUCCAGCAUAGGUACAGCCUAUGCUCUGGUGCUGUCGGGGAGAGUUUGGGGUUAUUUUAAAGGAAUAGUUCGACAUUUUGGGAAAUACACUUAUUUGCUUUCUUGCAGAGAGUUAGACGAGAUGUGGCGAACUAUUUCUUGGCUUUGCACUGUAACUUCCCUGAGUCUCCACUGGUUGCCUGGCAACUGCUCAGAGCCAAGAAAUAGUUGGACAGAGCGAGGCUAGCUGUUUUCCAGUCUCCAGUCUUUGUGCAAAGCUAAGCUAACCUGCUGCUAGCUGUAGCUUCAUAUUUAAUGGAUAGACAUGAGAGUGGUAUGGAUCUUCUCAUCUAGCGUUAACUCUUCCCCAACAAGUGGAUAAGCGUAUUUCUCAAAAUGUCUUGAUUUAAAUUCACAGCUUUUGUUUCUGUUACUACCAUAUAAGUUUAUCCUUUUUUAUGAAAACAAACAGAAAUCUGCUGGUUAAAUUAAGGGAAAAUACAAACGCACUAGUUACAAGCACACUACAAAAUACAACUAAUUUCCACCACAGCACUACUAUAUGUGGUGGUGUAUUGGCAAUGGAAAUGUAUGUAUCUUUUGUUUUGAGACAUAUUUUAUGUUGGAAGCCACAGAGUCUGCGAGUGUCCCAGGUGACAUAGUUAUCAGUGAAUGUAUGACCCUGCAGUGUUGACUGGGUGUACUUACUGUUUGCAUUCUUAUCCUGAGUGGAUGCAAACACCUUUAAAACUCUGGGGACCCCUUUAUAACAACUGAGGAAAUGUAUUUUCCACUGAAUACUGCAAAGCAAGAUGGCCUGAAUGCCUUGAAAUGUGCACUAUUUUCUUUUAAGAUCGUAUAAAGCUUAUUCUUUUACCUUACAAAGCAGUGGAUUUUGCUAUCUCAACAAUAAAUAUUUUAAUAAUAGAUGUGAAUUUAGCACAUAAAAAGAGUAAAAGUGGUGUUGAGUUUGUGCCCACGUGGGGCGUUUAUAGAAGAGACGUUUACUGUAUGAACUGUUUUUAACCCUGAUCCUCAGGGCCUGCUUUCUCUCUUUCCCUGUGGUCUUAUUUUUGUCUUCAUGCAGUACUGCAGCCCUGGUGAGACUGCAGCCAUGCUGGUAAAUUUUUAUCAAUGAUCCAACUUCACACACUGUUUUAACAUUUAGUUUGUUUUAUUGCAUUUUGAAUAACACCUACUUUAUAAAGUGAUGCUUGCAUAUUGUAGAAUCAAAUUAUUUUACUUCUGCUGGUCACAGAAGGGAAGGGAAAAUCCUAAAUAUAAGGAACCAAACCAAAGUCUAAAUGGAUUUUUUGUUUUCUUUCCAGAUUUGAAUUUUACUUCCAGUUUAUUCUUUUAAAUUUGCUCUGUAAGUCUAAAUCUUUUCAUUUGGAAGUGUAUUUGUUGUGAAAUGAGGUGACAUGAAUUCAGUUUCGAACUCAAGAUACAGUUUAGUAUAAUGUGAUAUUUUUGUUUUCCUUUGGCCAGUUCUUACCACUAUAUGCAGCUACCACUGUAAUGACAAUUCUUUUACCAGACCACUUCUGCUUGCAAAGUCCAUUUUGCUAUUGUUCCUUAGGAUUAUUAUGAAAUGUUAGUAAGACUCAUGUCUUUAGUGAUAGAGGUUUGGUAGAAAAUUAGGGCAGUGAUGCUCUAUGGUUGCACAUAGCAUGUUUGGUCACAUCUUUAACCUCAUGUCAGAUAUUAUCCUCAUUACCAGUAAUUUAGCUUUGCUCUUCUGUUAUUUUUGUUUUAAUUUACUGUCAGUAUUUUAAAUUAACAAAAAAUGUGUUUAUUUUGUUGCUUCUGCAAGUCCUUGACCUCCUUGAAAUUAUGUCUGUAGAACAAAAAGAAACUAUUUUAAAACUAAAUAAAUAGAGCGUUAUUUAAUGA